AUGGCUCUCAUCACCAAUUUCACCAUCCUGCUGGUCCUGGCUUGCAUCUCCCAUCAGCUGAUGUUGAGCAGCUGUCAGAAGAGCCAGGGAAAGAGGGGAAGAGUAGACAGAGGACAAGACAGGAGCAAGGGGAUAAAAGUGAGCCGCCAAUCUAAAUCGGUCACCCCACAGCCCAUAAAGGGGAAAAUGGUCACCAAAGACAAAUCAGAUUGUACCUGGGCUGCAACAGGUGAGGAUCUCUUCACCCUCAGUGUCACCUGCAAGAAGGGAGACAGGAGUUUCAGCUGUGAGUAUGUUGCCAGACCGGCUGUCUGUCCCGAGUACGUUUCCAAUGUCAGACUUUACUGGAAGCAAAUUGCCAGGGCGCUGAAGAAGCAAAAGAAUUUGUGCCAGGACAGUAAAGCGAUGAUCAGAGCAGGAAUGUGCAGAAGAGCUGCCAGUGAUGCAAAUUUCAGACUCCAUAAUGCAGCGAAGAUCCCGGCCCCGCCUUCCGCCCCACGGCCCGCGUCCACAGGUGUCAAAUCCUGUCUACCUGAUAACAAGAAACUGGCAUACGAGUACUGCAAGGACUCCUGGUCGAGUUUUUGCACAUUCUUUUUUACUAUGGUGCAGGAUGGAGACUGCUGA
Molecule: messenger RNA, 627 nt
Organism: Scomber japonicus (chub mackerel)
Lineage: Eukaryota; Metazoa; Chordata; Actinopteri; Scombriformes; Scombridae
Gene: fgfbp1a
Product: fibroblast growth factor binding protein 1a
Exons: 1
Coding region: 1-627 (208 amino acids)
Biological process (GO): cell-cell signaling
Molecular function (GO): growth factor binding
Source: RefSeq, a predicted model, not a curated record